Bursaphelenchus okinawaensis is the source of this 1541-nucleotide messenger RNA. The record is from the annotation of a GenBank genome assembly. NCBI's taxonomy places the organism in Eukaryota, Metazoa, Nematoda, Chromadorea, Rhabditida, Aphelenchoididae.
AUGGAUGGUGGAUACUAUCGAGGCACUAAUGCCGAUCAAGACAUUCGGUUUUCUGAUAAAGAGAAGAAGCUAAUGAAACAGAUGAAGUUUGAGAAUUCUUUGGAACAAAAGGUAAGUGGUUUUGAGUUGAUUCGACUUUUAGAUUGAUAAAGAAAAAACUUGGUAGAUAUAUAUUAUUUUAAGACUAAUUUUAACAUGUUUUUUUGUAAAUGCAGUAAAACUCUCGGCAUAAUUUCAAUUGCUAUGUAUUUUUCAAAAACAGUGUCAGAGAAUAGUUAUCAUGAAUAAGAUACGUGAUGUAUUCUCUUUCAGUUAUUAACAUUAUAUAGGUGGACAUGUCCAAAGUGAAUCUCGACGUUCUCAAACCUUGGAUCACAGCAAAGUUAAAUCAGUUGUUAGGAAUGGAAGACGAAGUUCUCAUUAACAUGGUUUUUGUCACAUUAGAAGAAACAAAAGACUUGGAUCCAAAGAAACUACAGAUCAACUUGACCGGCUUCCUUAACGCUAAACGAGCUCGAGAGUUUAUGGGAGAAUUGUGGCAAUUGGUGAUAGAAGCUCAAGGCAGUGAAGAUGGGAUACCGACGAGUCUUAUAGAGAAGAAAAUGGAAGAGUUGAAAGCACAAGGAGUUGAUGUAGAUGAAGUGCCAAUGGCAGAAUGUACAGAAAACGAUUGGAAACACCGCUACAAGAGUUUGACCGGAGGACGAUACGGUAAAAACGAGCCAAAUUACAAAUCGGAGCCGAUGGAUAGGAGUCCCAGGAGGAGGUCCAGAUCACCAGACUUCAGAAGACGACGAGAAGAACGAUGGGACGAAGGUAGAAAUGAUGCCAGGAAUGAGAGACGACAGAAAGAGAGAGAUAGUCUAGAGAGGAGAGUUGAGAGAAGGAGGGAACGAAGUGCUGAACGAGAGAAACGACGAGAACGAACUCCAGAACGACGGCGGAUCAGAGAGGAUGGUGAUAGGCGGAAGAAGAGAUCCAGAAGCAAGGACAGAAGAUCACGGUCGAGGACUCCAGAACGACGUGAAGCUAAGCCGAGGAAAUUCACAGAAGAGAAAGUUGUGAAAGAAGAAAAGGUGGAUAAGCCUGAGAAAGAAGAGAAAAUAGAAAAAGUGGUCAAACAGGAGAAAGAAACGUAAGGAUUUGCUGUACUUUUUAAUCAUCUUAUUACCUAAAGUAUAAUUUUUGUAAAAUUUUGAAGAGUAAACUAAAAACACUGAUAAUAUUUUUGUGUUUGAUGUUUAAGUAAGACAAUUAACACUUUACAAGUUUAUUGGUUUUUCCUUUUAAUUGUUUAUUCGUUUUUGUUACCUAAAAACUUCAUUAGCUCUAAUACGGUUGAAUGUUUUCGAAAUAACAGUGUUAUUGCUGUUUAUUAAAACAAAAUCGAUUUCAGAUCAGAAAAGGAAGACCAUUCGCCAGAACCCGAGCCGAAACGCCGACGAAAGGAUUCAGAAGCCGGCGAGAAGAAGUCGAAGAAGCACAAGAAGGAGAAGAAAAAGAAGCACAAGAGAGAGCGGCGGGGAUCGGACUCGGAUUAA